GUUGAUGUUAACCUUUACCGGUGAGGUGCUUUGACGUCUCUAGUUGGAACAUUCAGGCUACGUGUAGACAUUUUACUUGAAGCAUGAAGAUUUGGUGCUUUCUUAGUGUAUUAUUACUUGUGGUGUGCACAGUAUAUUGUGAUGAUGAUGGGGAUGACAAAAAACCCAAGAAGCUACAGAUAGGUGUCAAGAAAAGGGCUGAAGUAUGCCCCAAAAAGUCGCGGAAAGGUGACACACUACACAUGCAGUACAGGGGCACUCUUCAGUCCGGUGAAGAAUUUGACAGCAGCUACAGCAGGAACCAGCCGUUUGUCUUUACACUUGGAACAGGGCAGGUUAUCAAGGGAUGGGACCAGGGUCUAUUGGGAAUGUGCGAGGGAGAGGAGAGAAAGCUAGUUGUCCCUUCAGACAUGGGCUAUGGUGCUAGAGGAGCCCCACCAAAAAUACCUCCAAAUGCAGUUUUAGUUUUUGACGUGAAACUAGACAAGAUUGAAAGGCAUGGGGAGUUGUAAUGAUGGAAGACUCUAGUGCAAUCACAUCAUUACUGCAUUUGACUGUGUUGAAGGAUAUUCAUUUCACUAUAAUAGGUUUCUCAUGUUGUUCAUAAUGUAGAUAACUCAUGUAUGUUAUAGGACACUUACUCAAGGAAUUGUUUCUUUUCUGUGGCAUAGCCAACUGACUUAACCUUGCCACUCAUCCCACAGUUUCACCUAGCAAAACAAAAACCACAUCCCUUUUCUAUGUCAGCCAUCAAAUGGUAUGAAAUAAUUAUCUACCUAGCUACCAACGCACUUAAAAAAAAUAUUGUUGAGCCCUAAUAUCACAAAAAUACUAGAGUCAAUUUUCAAUCUCAACUCAUUGUACAGCAAAGCAAGAUUCAUAUCAUACAUGUCUUCCUCUUGUUAAAGCACCACCUCGCAUGGAUUAUGAUAUUGUUUGUUAUUUACAUACAGUCAUUAUUUAUGCAUGAAAGAGUACAACUCAUUAUAUUUUAGCAAUUGCUCAAGUAAAUUUUAUGCUCUAUUGAAGCCAAGCCACUGCAAACAAACAAUAUUAAGCUACUUUGCUAAAUUGGUUUAACAUGAUCUCUUAAACCUUCGGACAUGGAAUGCUGUUGUGCCAAAUGUUCAUAGAACAAAGAAAAUCAUUAAGAAAUUUCAAAUGUCCUGUGUAUUGAAUGGUUCCAUUUUCCAAAUAAGAGCAUUAAAAAUGAAAUGAGCAACCAAAUCUUUAGUUGUGUCCUUGUUCAAGAGUGGCGGAAGGGGCAUCUUGUCAAAGAGUGUAGUACAACAGAACGUAAGAUCACAAAUUUCAGUUGAAUACUUAGCCAGUGCCAGAAAUAUAAAACAGUUUUCUCUUGUUCUUCCAAACGAUUUGUAUCAAAAAACAUCUCGUCACAACCAAAGUAAAGCAUUCUUGAACUUGAUCGUACGAUCUGAUAAAUAUAAGAUGGUCCCUUUAUCAAUGCAUUAUUUAAUUUUCUGUGCUCAAGAGUGUACGUUAAAAACUGAAUAAUUGAUUUCAUGCAUAAUAAUUGAUUUAAUAAUGUAUAAAUGACGGUUUGUUAUAUUGUUUGAAUGGUUUUCAUCACUGUGUUUGUUAUUUCAGUGAGAAAAUGUUCUUUCAAAAUUAAGUGCUGUUUUUUUAUUAUACAAAAUCUUUUACCAACAUGUGUGUUAUUUCAUUGAGGAAUCUGUAUUAGUGUUAUUUCGUUGAGAAAAUAUGUACAAAUGUUAUUUCAUUGUGAAAAUAUGUAAGUCUUAAUUCAUUGAGGAAAUCUUGAUUUAUGGUAUUUGUUUUUGAAGAUCUGUACUUAUAUUAGCAUUUCUUUAUUGAGAACAAUUGUACUGAUGCUAAGAACAUAUUUUUAAAAGGGAUUUUACAAUGUUACUGUAUGUUUUGAUUCUGAUUUAUGAAGGUUUAAGAGUUUGUUUCUUUUAUAACUGUCUUACUAAAUGUUAACUAUUUGUUGCCCUCAUUGUCUUACCUUGUAUUUAAUAUGCACACGUGCACAAUGUAUUGUAAGGCUUUAUUGGAAAUGUGAACAAAACAACGAUUUGAUGUAUGGACUUAUUUCUACAAAAUUAGGGUGUAAACCAUGUUAUGAAAUCCAAAUUGUGUGCUUAAGAACUUGUUGUGUAUUGUUGUGUUGAGAUAUUUUUACAUCACAUUUUGACCUGUAAGAAACUUGCAUUAAAAAGUAUUGAAUUAUUGAUUAUUUGUCUUAGAUUUUAGCAUUGUCUUGAAAUAUUUUGAUGGAUUUUCAUGUCUGUAUUAUUAAGAUCAAAUAACAAUGUUUUUGUAAUGUCUUGUAAGUAAUAAAAAGUAUAUCCUAUA
Molecule: messenger RNA, 2337 nt
Organism: Mya arenaria
Lineage: Eukaryota; Metazoa; Mollusca; Bivalvia; Myida; Myidae
Product: peptidyl-prolyl cis-trans isomerase FKBP2-like
Exons: 5
Coding region: 84-512 (142 amino acids)
Biological process (GO): protein peptidyl-prolyl isomerization
Molecular function (GO): peptidyl-prolyl cis-trans isomerase activity
Source: RefSeq, a predicted model, not a curated record